AUGUGUACAAUAAAAUUAGCUCGAUAUGUUACCUUUAUAUCUAUUUGUAUUUGGACAGCUCAUAGCAUUCUUUCUGGUUGGUUUUUCGAUAUUCAAGAAUCUCUUGGAUGUGUUAUAUCAAAUCCAAUAUGGCAACAGUAUAUAUCAUCGUUUUUUUAUCCAGUUUUAGCUGGUCUUUUACCUAUUACAAUUGUAUUAUUAUUUAGUUUAUUAGCUUUUCAUAAUGUUCGUCGUAUAGUUCGUCGACAAAUACCAAUUGUUCGUCGUCGAUUAGAUCAACAAUUAACAGCAAUGGUUCUUAUGCGUGCUGUCAUUGCUGCUUGUUUCAUAUUACCAUACACUAUAUAUCGUAUUUAUAUUAUUAAAUUUCCCGUUUCACAAAACCAGUCUAUGGAAUAUGCAAUUGUACGAUUAAUUCAAGCAGUCUUUCUCUCUUUAAUUAAUAUACAUUUUUCGGCAAGUUUCUAUAUUUUUCUCAUAUUAUCAUCACGUUUUCGUCGUCAAGUGAAAUUUCUUUUGGUUAAAAAAUAUUGGCAACGAUUGAAAUACUUGUGUCAUUUAAGUAAUAAUCAAAUUAAUCCAGAAAAUGCAGAAGCAUUCGGUGCAGAUAUGGAACUUGCAUAA
Messenger RNA from Adineta steineri, 624 nucleotides. The record is from the annotation of a GenBank genome assembly. Lineage: Eukaryota; Metazoa; Rotifera; Eurotatoria; Adinetida; Adinetidae.